UGCGCAUCGCUCGGCAUAGUCGUGAUUGGGUUAUUAGUGGUAACGGUUGUGCGAUUCGUGAGCAAAAAUGUGGUCGCGCAAAAGCUUCAGCUUUUGUAUGGUGCUAACACUAAUCGGUUUCACCCAAGCAUUAUUGAUUGUUGGACCCAAGUCCCUGCGUGCCAAUCGAGACUACACGGUGGUGGUCAGCAACUUCUUUGGUAAAAUGGCAAAAGCAGAUUUAUUCCUGCGUUUGGAAGGUCACGAUGACGAAGGCCACACGCUGCUUAGUCUGAAUCGGUCCAUUGAUGUGCGCCUAAAUACAAACAAGAUCACAUCCUUUAAGAUUCCGCCUAUCCAAAGUACUGGUAAUUUCAAAAUCACAAUAGAAGGAGUACGAGGAUUCGUCUACACCGAAGAAGUUGAGCUGGAGUACAUACCCAAAUCCAUUUCGGGACUGAUACAACUCAGCAAGCCCGUGUACAAACCAGGAGAUAGCGUUCAGUUCCGUGUGAUUGUGCUCGAUCCCGAUCUUAAACCACCAUCAGGCCUCAGAAUGGUGACUGUGACCGUACAGGACUCGGUCGGAAACAACAUUCGCAAAUGGUCCAAUGCGCCACUGUACAACGGAGUGUUUGAAGGCCAAUUGGACAUAGCUCCAUCGCCUCUUCUGGGAAAGUACAACAUAAAAGUCGAGGCAAACAAUGAAGAAUUGGUUUCCAAAUCGUUCGUAGUGAAGGAGUACGUACUAUCCACGUUCGAGCUGCACGUUCACCCUACGGUGGUUCCACUCGAAGAACACCAGGCGCUCAAUCUUACGAUAGCGGCCAACUACUACUUCGGCAAACCCGUUAUCGGUAGAGCGAAGGUUCAGCUUUAUGAUGAAGAUAACAAUUUGGAACUAUCAAAGGAAUAUGAUGUAAACGGGCUGCUGCAGAUUCACCUCCCUUUUGAAGAAUUGAUUCUUUUUGGAGAACAACAGGACUUCAAGGUGAACGUCUCCUUCGCCGAGCAACAUACAAAUCGCACGGUUACCAAGGAACGCCAAAUUACGGUGUACAAACGCAAAUAUCAAAUUAUGCUGGAAAAAGAGAGCCCUGCAUUCCGCCCCGGCUCACGAUUCAAAUGCCUUCUGAAGGUUGAAAACCGAGAUGGAACCCCCGCGAAACGGGUUAAUGUGUUGGUGCAAAUGUAUGGUCUGGGGUUAUCAAACCCAGAGCAAAGCUAUACGACUGAUGAUGCAGGUGAAAUCAAACUGCAACUAAAUCCAUCCACGUCUGCAGAGUAUAUUCAAAUCACUGCAUCAAUUGACGAUCAAGAGUUGUUCGACGAAUCUAUAAUCAAAAUGGAACGGAAUGUGGAAAAGUUCAUUGCAAUCGAAUUAAAGGACAGAUAUGUUGCACUCAACCAUGACAUGUCAUUCAAAAUCACUUGCUCCGACCAGUUGAAGUUUUUGGUAUAUUACGUUAUCUCCAAAGGAAAUAUCGUGGACUCCGGUUUUGCUCGGCCUACCAGGGUGUCCAAGUACACCCUGAUUCUAAAGCCAACGGAAAAGAUGAUGCCUCGAGCGAAAGUUGUCGUUGCAACAAUAACCAACAACAUUGUUGUGUUUGACUACGUUGACAUCGAGUUCCAUGAUUUCCAGAACAAAAUUGAUAUAAGAAUCGAAGAGCCCCAAAUCAAACCGGGAAAACAAAUUGAGUUGAAAUUAAAUGGACAUCCCAAAACAUAUGUAGCACUGGCGUCCUACGACGAGAGCUUACACCAACACGGUGAUGGCCAUGAUAUCAUGCGCGAAAAUAUAUGGAAGCUAUUUGAAGAAUUCCAUGGGGUACCUCUAAACGAACACGACAAGAUUCAUAGUAUGGGUUUAUUUGCUAAGACAAUAGACGAUGUGACAAUAGAUACAGCCAAUGACAAGUCAGCUCGUAAUGGUGAAGCUGGUGGAGGGGGAACCGGGAAGAGUACCGGGAUAGAUCUGGUGCAGAAAUUAAUUCAAUACAGAACCGACUUUCGGGAGUCUUGGUUAUGGAAAAAUAUCACCCUACCUCGAUCAGGCCGUACUCAACUGAUAGAGCAAGUACCUGAUACAAUCACUUCCUGGUAUUUGACUGGAUUCUCCAUCGAUCCAGUGCAGGGCAUUGGAAUCAUCAAGAAACCGAUUCGCUACACCACUCUGCAGCAGUUUUACAUCGUUGACAACCUGCCAUAUUCGAUCAAGCGCGAUGAAGUGAUAGCCUUGCAGUUCACUCUGUUCAAUACACUCGGCGCUGAAUAUAUUGCUGAUGUAACGAUGUUCAAUGUAAGGGAUGAACUUGAAUUCAUUGGUCAACCAGCAGACACCAAAAAUUACACUAAAAGCGUGUCCGUUCCACCGAACGUCGGUUAUCCGAUUUCCUUCCUUGUGAAGGCAAAAAAGCUUGGUGAAAUGAUUGUCCGAGUAAAAACAUUGAUAAUGCUGGGCCAGGAAAGUGACGCGAUUGAAAGAGUAAUUAAAGUCACGCCUGAAAGCUUGAUGAUAACAAAUGUGAACUCGAUGUUCUUCUCCUUCAACGAACCAAAAAGUCAAACGUACGAAAUAGUGAUGGAUAUCAAUAGGAAGUUUGAUUUCAAUUCGGUUAAAAUUGACUUUUCUCUCACUCCGGACAUCCUUACGGAUGUGGUUAGCAACUUGCAAAACCUGCUGGCUGUGCCGUCUGGUUGUGGAGAGCAAAAUAUGGUCAAAUUCGUGCCAAACAUCGUGGUGCUGGAUUAUCUUACAGCAAUUGGAUCGAAGGACACUACUACUUUGAACAAGGCAAAAAGCUAUCUGCAGACCGGAUACCAAAAUCAAAUGAACUAUCGGCAAACAGACGGUUCUUACGGUGUAUGGCAAUCUUCUGGAGGCAGUGUAUUUUUGACAGCUUUCGUAGCAAAAUCAAUGCAAACUGCGGCGAAGUAUAUCUACGUGGACGAGUAUCAGGUAUCUCGAGCUUAUGAUUGGUUGUCUUCGAAGCAGCAAUCGGAUGGCCGGUAUAUCGAAGUAGGAUCAAUCGCUCACCGAGAUAUGCAGGGAGGACUGCGAAAUGGAAUAGCGCUGACAGCUUACGCGAUGAUUGCAUUUCUGGAAAAUGAACAACAAGGAACAAGACAUCGCACCGUAGUCGAGCGCGGCAUGAUGUAUAUUGCUGAUAAACUGGAAGGAAUGACAGACUCCUACGACCUAGCAAUCGCUACUUAUGCCUUGUGGUUGAAUAAGCAUGGUAGGAAAUCACGUGCACUAGACAAACUGAUUGGACUUUCGCAAGAGACUGCAAACGGUACCCAACGCUACUGGCCGAGGGGUGCGCAUGAAAUCGAAACCACUGCCUAUGCGCUGCUAUCGUUUGUAGAAGCUGGAAGGUACAUUGAUGGCAUCGCAGUCUUGCGCUGGUUGGUGAACCAGCGAUAUACAACGGGUGCUUUCCCUCGCACCCAGGACACAUUUGUCGGUUUAAAGGCGCUGACGAAGUUGUCGCAGAAAAUUAAUCCCUCUAAAAAUGACUACAAUAUGCAACUUACGCACGAAGGUGUGAAAAAGGAGUAUCGCGUUGACACGAAUAGUGUUGGAAAGUUUAUGUUGGAUGAUCUACCGCAAACAACCAGAAAGAUAUCAGUGAACAUCGCUGGUCAAGGAUCUGGGUUCAUACAAGUGGCUUACAAGUAUCUCUUGAACCUUGUGAACUUUGAAAGUAGUUUCAAAUUGGCCGUCAACAAAUCGGACACAGAUUCCGAAGCUGUUUUGAAGUUAGACAUUUGUGCCAGCUUCAUACCCAAACUAUCGGAUCAGCGCUCGAACAUGGCACUGGUAGAGGUAAACCUGCCGAGUGGCUACAUAACGCGGACCGAUCUCAUCCAGCAAAAACCAGGCAUCAACCCGAUAAAGAAACGGGAGAUCCUCUACGGGGCCACGACUGCUGUGCUAUACUACGACAACAUGGGCGUCGAGAGUAACUGCUUCGCGAUCACUGCCUACAGACUGUUCAAAGUGGCUUUAAAUAGACCAGCUUAUGUGAAAGUGCACGAUUAUUAUCAUCCGGACUUCAACGCGAUCACGAUAUAUGAGACCACAAGACAAGAGGUGUGUGACGUCUGCGAUCCAGGAGAUUGUCCACCGUCCUGUGCAAGCGUUUGAGCACAUCUUCCGAUAUGCUAUGACGAUGACGUUCGUUGAGGGAGUAAUGGAUCUUUUAAGCUAGAGGGAUCAAAUAAUAAAUAUACAAAUGCAGCUGUUAGAAGCAUAAUACUGUGUUUAUGUU
This is a messenger RNA of Anopheles aquasalis, 4256 nucleotides long. Its product is annotated as CD109 antigen-like. The record is from RefSeq and is a predicted model, not a curated record. Lineage: Eukaryota; Metazoa; Arthropoda; Insecta; Diptera; Culicidae. Gene Ontology annotation, cellular component: extracellular region. Gene Ontology annotation, molecular function: endopeptidase inhibitor activity.